AUGUUCGGUCGGUUCAGUCUCGCGUUCUUCUUCGUCACCCUUUGUGCGCUCUUCUGCGCCCAGGCUGCAGAGGCUGCAAAGGGCCCCAAAAUCACCAACAAGGUCUUCUUCGAUAUCAAGCAUGGUGACAAGGACCUUGGACGAAUCACCAUUGGUCUCUUCGGUGGAACUGUUCCCAAGACCGUUGAGAACUUCCGCGCUCUUGCUGUUGGCAAGAAGAAGGAUGGUACCGAACUCGACUUUGGCUACAAGGGCUCCAAGUUCCACCGUGUCAUCAAGGAUUUCAUGAUUCAGGGCGGUGACUUCACUCGUGGUGACGGAACUGGUGGAAAGUCCAUCUACGGUGAGAAGUUCGCCGACGAAAACUUCAAGCUCCGCCAUACUGGUCCUGGUGUCCUCUCCAUGGCCAACGCCGGCAAAGAUACCAACGGAUCCCAAUUCUUCAUCACCACUGUCAAGACCAGCUGGCUCGAUGGCCGACAUGUCGUUUUCGGAAAGGUUCUCGAUGGAAUGGACGUCGUUCACGCAAUCGAAAACGUUCCCAAGGGUGGAGGAGACCGACCUGCUGAGGACGUCGUCAUUGCCGACUGUGGCGAGCUCGAAAUUGAGACUGUUGUUGACGAAGAUGGCAAAGAGGGAUCUACGAACGACGAUAGCAAAAACGACGAAAAGGCAAAGGAAAAUACCGGCCCAACUGGCACUGCAGCGGAUAAAGCUGACCCACCUGCCCCCUUGACUGGCCCACCUGUCGGCGAGAUCACCCAAAAGUCCUCCACCACCAACCCCAUCCCCUCACUCCCCCAAACAGACUCUUUCUCCAACCUCGUCUACCUCCUGAUGAUCGGCGCGGUUGCCGGAGCGGUGUUUUGGUGGAUUGGAGGAUUCAGGUGGUUGAGGAGGUUCCUUCCUGGUGGUGACAGCAAGUAUAAGAAGCUCGCCAGCGAUGAUGUCGAGAGGUACUAA
Coprinopsis cinerea okayama7#130 is the source of this 963-nucleotide messenger RNA. Its product is annotated as peptidylprolyl isomerase B. NCBI's taxonomy places the organism in Eukaryota, Fungi, Basidiomycota, Agaricomycetes, Agaricales, Psathyrellaceae. Gene Ontology annotation, biological process: protein folding; protein peptidyl-prolyl isomerization. Gene Ontology annotation, molecular function: peptidyl-prolyl cis-trans isomerase activity. The transcript has 12 exons. Bases 1 to 963 code for a protein of 320 amino acids. Gene Ontology annotation, cellular component: endoplasmic reticulum; fungal-type vacuole. The record is from RefSeq and is a predicted model, not a curated record.